Messenger RNA from Solanum tuberosum (potato), 1227 nucleotides. RefSeq lists its product as uncharacterized. The transcript is spliced from 3 exons. Gene Ontology annotation, molecular function: polysaccharide binding. Bases 64 to 1035 code for a protein of 323 amino acids. The record is from RefSeq and is a predicted model, not a curated record. Lineage: Eukaryota; Viridiplantae; Streptophyta; Magnoliopsida; Solanales; Solanaceae.
AGAUAAAAGAAUAUCAUUAUCCCUAAUAUCUUUCUAUAUUCCUCUGUAUAUUCAAUUGACAAAAUGUCCAUAACAUAUUCAUUUUUUGCUGGUGUUUUUCUCCUUGUUUCAUUCAUAACAAGCUCUAUAGCCCAGACUAGUAUGUCUCAAUGUGUCCCUUCUUCCUGUGGCGAAAUUCGCGAUAUAAAAUUCCCCUUCCGAUUGAGGACUGACCCUGAGCAUUGUGGCAAACAUGAAUACGAACUCGAUUGCCAGAACAAUCAAACCUUCUACACUUACAAGUCCAGAAAAUUCUACGUGCAGGAAAUUAACUACACAAGCUACAUGAUUAGGCUACUCGAUCCUGGCCUAAAAGAUCAGAACGAAAAUUGCUCUGUUUUCCCUGAUUACAGAGCAAACUACGGAGGCAUAACUAGCGAAAUCUUCCAAUUGAUUCAUAUUAACAAUAGCAUUAACUAUGUCAACUGUCGAACUCCUAUCAACUCAUCACAAUACAUUCCAACGACUUUUUGUAGAACAAAUACAACUUCGCCCAACGCCAAUUUUAGUUAUCUUGUCUUAAAAGAAAUAUGGCAAGCUUCGGAUUUGGAAAACGGUUGCAAGGUUGAAACUGUGGCAUGGUCCUCAGCUCCAGGUAUUUUUACAAACAAGUCGCCUUCGUUAGCAAGUACUCAUCAAGCCCUGGCUUAUGGCUUUGAGGUUUCAUGGAAGUACGGUUUGCUAUGCAGAGAGUGUGAAGCGAGUGAUGGAUCUUGCUAUCUUGAAGACAACAGCGAUGUUGUAACUUGUAUUCAUUAUUGCAAAGAGGACAUUCCCGUUUCUGAACGUUCUUUCGGUUGCAAAAUCGAGUACUAUUCUGUUUUUGUAUUGGCCUACGGCGCUAUAGCAAUAGAUGCACUUAUUGUGCUAAGAUACAUAGUGGGAAUCGCAAUCUUGAUUGCAGUUGUGGUGUGGCAGUGCAAAAGGCGGAAUUUGAACACAUCCAACGAUGAUAUUUUGGGGAAUAAAGCUUCUUCUAGUGAACAGAAUUGUUAGGAUUCUUUGAUUUUACGCUCUAUCGUCAUAGUAUUUGUUAGUAUUCACGUACAAUCCAAGCCAUUAUAACAGACGCUUUUGUGUAUUUUGUUUAUAACUCUAGGACAAGGUCAAUCUAUUUACUGCUAGAAUUUUUGUUUCCAGUUUAGUCCUGUAUUGUAUUUCUUCCUUUAUUAUUUAUUUGAUUGUAUA